AUGCGCCGCUCAGAAUACGAGACCCUUCUUGCCUUCGAGGCUCUCCCUUUCGCCUGUGGUGGGGUACUCCCAGAAGAUGUCCCACCCUUCACACCCUCUCCGGUAGAGUGCCACCAGUGCGCCCAUCAUUCCUUCGCUCCGUGCGGUGAAGACGAUUCUCUUUCGCCCUCGUCCUCCCCCGACUCUUCCGGAGCUGCGCCCCUGGCCCCAGUAGGAACCAUCUCCUUCCGCGUAGCCGAACUCGAAGAUCGCGUCGAGGCACUGAGCGGACGGUUCCACAUCCAAUACCAGCUGUUUUCUUCCCAGCUCGAGGCAGCUCGCCAGCUUAACGGCUUGGAGAUUGCAGACCGCGUACAUGACAUCCUCAGCUCCCGGAUGGCCCUAGUCGACCAAGAGAUGUAUGGCCGCGCGAAUGACUUGAUGGACGACGCUUUGAAUGCCCGUCUUGGGUAUCCCUUCCCCCAUCGCGGUCCUGACGCUCCUCCCUUCCUUCCGGAGCUCCAGCACACCAUCCGCCUUACUUCCGAAGCCGCCCUCGCUGCUCAGGAGGCCAUUGCGUCCUUCACCGCUGACUGGGGCGCGCAAAUCCGGUCGGUUACUUCUCGCCUAAAUCGCGUCGAGGACCAAUUCUCCCGCUUUCUCUCUUCCAAUGCCCACUCCAUCGACGAAAAUAACGCCGAGGUCCUUCGCGCCCUGUCGUCCGUGGAAGAGGUCAUGGCUUCGAUCCUCGCCCUCCUUCGCUCUCCCUUGUUCGCUCCUUCCUUCCCUCCUUCCCUCCUAAUCCCAUCCUCCCCCGCGCCCGCCACUCCCCCCCCUUAA
Messenger RNA from Rhodofomes roseus, 819 nucleotides. RefSeq lists its product as uncharacterized. Bases 1 to 819 code for a protein of 272 amino acids. The transcript has a single exon. NCBI's taxonomy places the organism in Eukaryota, Fungi, Basidiomycota, Agaricomycetes, Polyporales, Fomitopsidaceae. The record is from RefSeq and is a predicted model, not a curated record.